This is a messenger RNA of Schistosoma turkestanicum, 2346 nucleotides long. The record is from the annotation of a GenBank genome assembly. NCBI's taxonomy places the organism in Eukaryota, Metazoa, Platyhelminthes, Trematoda, Strigeidida, Schistosomatidae.
AAAAAUUAUUAAAUAUCCUCCUUAACUGCUGAGGAUCAGUAAGUAAGAUUUUGACUUCAACCAAUGAACGUAGUCGUUUAGACGAAUCAUCAUUACUUAUUGUUCGCACUAGCACUACAUUUGUCAUUGGACGUAUAAAUCAUCCUACAAAAGAGCUUCUCCCUGAAAAGGGAGAAUACUAUGAAUCGAUGUCCAAACAGAGAAAAGGUUCUUCUUAAUUUGAAGUGGUUUGUUAAUCGCUUUAUAAAGUCAUUUGAAUCUAAAUUGAUCCAAGCAAUCUCAUAUCCUUCAAACAGUUGUGUUCAAAGUCCUACUGGGUCUUCGAAUGUUUCAUCUCCGACUCUGUCAGCAUCAAAAGUGAAUAUUGUAAAUGAGAAUGGUUAUGGUGAUCUUCCUUCAUUUCGGCGGUUACUUGACCAACAAAUUAAAUGUGGUAAUAAACGUUUAAAAAAUGAAAAUUCUUACUCUUCUCGGGAUAUUAGUAAUGAAAUCAAAGAUCAAAAGCAGACAUAUCAUUCCCCACUAAUGAAAAUUCGUUCCUUAACUAACUCACCUUUGUUUCGUCGAUUGUCUUUCACUCUCAACAAUAAUAAACGUCAAUCUUUAUUGUCUCAAGAUGAAAAACUUGAUUUCAUUAAAAAUCAUUCUGAUUACGAUGAGCCGUGUGAGUUUGUAAGACGCAAGCCGAAAGUGCCUGAUAUUACUAUUACCAGAAAAUGUUACUCCAAUACACAGAGUCCUUCUUGUACACCAUUCGAACAAAAUGUUCCCAACAAAUACAGAGGCCCUUUAUUCCAACUUGCUGAAUUAACUACAGAAUCACAAAGAUUUUCAAGUUUGUCUGGUUUCGCACAACAGCUAUGCAUUAUUUAUGAAUAUCAGCUAGGUAUGCUGAGAAACUUGCCUUCAAUACAUGCUGCUGCGGACUAUGUGGCUGAUGUGGUUAUAAGAGCUAUUAAAUUGAAGAAGAUUUCAGGAUUAAAUUCUCGAAAUUUGACUCCAAUGAUCCUGUUUGAUACUGAUUGUCGACCAAGUACAUAUGGUAAAACUGUGAAAACUCUUCCUUUAACUGUUACCGGAGAACAGAUGUCAUGGAAGCUAGGUGAAAUGUGGACACUACCUGGAUUAAGACAUAACGAAGUUGGCGGUGAAAACUGUCAUAAUCUUAGUAUUGUAACGCAUUUUCUGUCUACAGUUACUCCAAAUGGAGAUUACAGUAGAUCUGAUAUCUAUGGUUAUAGAAAUUUGAUUUUACUGACUAAUGAGAAAAAUAUUGAAACUAUAAACAAUUCUAACUAUGAUGUUUACAACACCAACUAUCCAGAAUCUUUGCAAUUAAAAUCUGAAGUUUCUCAUAAUCAGAGAAUGAAUUCAUAUUUUAUUAUUUCUUCCUUUGAUUAUGUUACUAUUUCAAACAGUAAAAUUAAACCUGGAAAUAUUCCUGAUCCUCCAUCAUCAGACGAUUCAUUGAAUGACGAAAAAUUACAAAACAAUGAUAAUAAAAGUUCAUCACAAAGUAGUCCAGAAAGUAAAGCUAAAGAACCAUCUAAACGUAUUCAUUCAUCAAGUAGUAUAGCAAUGCUACGUCAACAUUUACAUCGUGCUUAUCGUCCUGUAUUUUUUCUUAUUUAUAAUCGUCCUAGUGUUAUUGAACAUUUAACAGAAUGUGAUUCAUUUGCAUCAUUUUGUAAACGGCAAGCUUUAAGUCCUGUUAUGUUUUUAAAUCAACCAACAACAUUAUUUGAUGCUAAACCAUAUCCAUGUAUUUAUCAAAAUUUCGAUUUGUUUAAAGUAUCCGUGGCUGGAUAUUUAUCACCAAAUGAAUGUGAUAUUUCAACAUAUGAUUCAACAUAUAGUAAUAAUCAUAAUAAUGACGAUAACAAUCAUACUACUAAUAUUACUACUACUACUAAUAAUAAUAAUGUUCAUAAUAAUCUUGUGAAUAAAAAUAACAUUUUAUCAUCAGAUUUCAUACAACAACAACAACAAAUUAAAGAAGGAUAUAAUAAUAAUAAUAAUGGUAAAAGUUUAAUGCAUUUUCCUUAUUUUACUUCACGUCGUAAUGUAGCAGCCUAUGAUAAUCUUGGAUUUGCUAGGUAAUUGAAAAAAAAUAUAUGAAAAUAAAUGUACAAAAAGAGGAAAAACCGAAACCAAUUCAUUCAUGCAAUUUGUUUUUUCAUUCUCGUUUUUUUUUCUAAAAAAAAAAAUCAAUAUGAUGUUAUGAUUAUUUUUUUCUAUUAUAAUUGGUUUUUCAUAUUGUAAAAAAAAACAGAGUAUUGUGAAGGGAAAAGCACAUAUAUUGAUAGAAAUAUUGUUAUUUAAAAAGAGAAUAUUAAUAAUAAUAAU